AUGCCUGCAUCUUAUCAGCAGAAAGGGGUGUGUCAUUGUCAUUACCAAACGGUCCAUGAAUGGAUCAUUUUCCAGUCAACUGCAUUAUAUAAGGUGCAGUGGCUGGAUCAGUGAACCAACUUCACUUCAUUUCCCGAAAGGUAAGAGUGUUGUUCAUGUGCUUUGCCUACUCUAGCUAUGUCAUGCAAGCUACAUGUCUAGGAUCUUAAUUUGACCAGUUUAUCACAGCAGGAAAAUAGCCCUGCAGCAACAGGAAAUGUGAAUGAUUGUGUGGAUUAUAAGUCAUGUAAUUGUUGAUACAUUUUUAGUUAGGGCAAAUCAAGUCUGAAAUGUUCAACAGAAAAGUAGAAAUUCCAAACUUUAGAAGCCUUUUAAAAACUUGAAUACACUACAAGUUUGCAUUUCUGGCAACAACAGGCUGAUCAAAUUAAGAUUCUACACCUGUACUACAGGAAAAUUACAGUCAGUAAAUUACUUUCUGUGGUGGUAUUCAGAGUUAUUGACAGUGUAUAACCCGGCAGGUUGUUGACAUGUCUGCAUUGAAGUACACUCUGGGCCUUCUGGCCGUGCUUGUAGUGGCCACCUGGGCCGAGGAGGUGAGUAAAACUCUACUAACACCUAACUAUUCAUUAUAAGGUGUUUGCUGAUUUGUCAAUGUCAUUAUUUCUCUCUCUGUCUUUGCUGCCAUAGGAGCUCUCUGUCUCUGAGCUGCUGGAGAAGGCCAACAGGAAUGUUGGUAAGACAGUUUUAAAAUUGUGAUAUACAAUACCCGCCAAACACUUUCAGAUAACAUUAUGAGUGAUAUGAAAUAUUAAAUAAAGAUGUAUUAGAAAAGAAAGUUCCAUGAUCGCAUUGCUUUUUAGUCCAGUACUAGGCUUAAUCAGUAUCCGGGAAACUGAUCCAAAGUGUCACACUUUGACAUCCUGUCCUGUCCCAUCCCUCCAGUGCAUACCGCAACGAGCCCUUGAUUGUUGAUGACAUCGCCUACGUCAACGAAGCUGAGAGGAACGCUGACCCCUGCACGUUCCGGCUGCAUGUGGCCCAAGUCAGCGACGGCAAGGUCUAUGUGCCCUAUGUCAUUGCCAACCAGUACUGUGAGUACCAUGUCAUAAUGAUACCUUAUUUUACAGAUGUAGGAUAUUAAUUUGAGCUAGUUUGCUACAGCAGGAAAAUAAUCCUGCAGCAACAGCAAAUGUGAAUUAUUAUGUGGAUUAUAAUUAACAUCAAAUAGACUACAAAUGAAGAUCCUACAUCUGUACAUGAGUCCCAAACUACUGUAUAAGGUUAUAUAAGUAGACCAUAUAAGUAACAUCUAAUCAUUACUGGCCAUUAACUGUAUUGUGUAGCAAGUUUCAUGAUACAGUAGUCGUUUUUUAACAGUAUUUUUCUUGUCCCAUCUGUGUGCUGCCAGCCACCAGGGAGCUGGAAGUCAUUCAGCGUGGUCUGCAGUCCUUCGCCGGCUUCUCCUGCAUCAACUUCGUCAAGCGCACCAAUCACAGAGACUACUUGCACAUCCAGUCCCAAAACGGGUACGUAUACUAUGGAAUUACAUAUAGAAUCGUAAGAGCUAUGAAUUAUAUGAGUAUCUUUAUGACGUACACAAACAGGCUGAGUUGGGACCAAUUAUUUAUAUAAACCCUGGAUUGCUGAUGCUAUAUAUUGGCCACUAAGAGGCUUUGAAGGCACCGGUCGGCCAUAUUGGCACUCCCCAGUUGGAGCAGUCCUCAAUAGGAAUGAUAGAAUUCUAAACUAUUUCAAUGAAAUAUUUCAAAGACAAAAUUACAUGUAUGCAUUAAGGCAUCUGUAAUAGAAUAAACGUGUCAAAGAAACAAAUGUAGAUAUUAAUAAAUGCAUUUCUAUAGCUUCCAAAAUCUUUUUUACAUUAGAGGAGGAGUACCAAGAUGGCUGCGCUGUGACUUCAAUACAGCACCUAGUGUCAGUUAUCCAGGGUUUAUAUACAUCAUUAGUUAGGAAAGUCCAGUGAGACAUGAAACCGGAUUAUAUGGCAUGACACAUUUAUGGUAACAAAUCAAAAUCAAAUCAAAUUUUAUUUGUCACAUACAAGCGAAAUGCUUGUGCUUCUAGCUCUGACAGUGCAGUAAUAUCUAACAGUGUGUGUGUCUGUGUUUGUGCGUGUGUGUGUGUGUGUGUGUUUGUGCAGGUCUGACAGAGACAUUUAAAUCAAAUUGCACUGUUAUAACUCUGUCCAACCCUCUCAUGGCAGGUGCUGGUCCUACGUUGGUCGUUCUGGCAACGCCCAGGUUGUGUCGCUGAGCCGUUCUGGCUGUGUGUACCACGGCACCACCCAGCACGAGCUCCUCCAUGCCCUGGGCUUCAACCACGAGCAGACCCGCAGCGACCGUGACAACCACAUCCGGGUUCUCCUCCAGAACGUCCAGUCUGGUAGGAUCCCUUUCUCUUUCCCAUGUCCCCAUAUAACCAUGUACAUACACAGACAUUCUAUUAUAUUCAAUGCUAUUAUAUUCUAUGCAUGUGUACACGCAUAGCCGCGGGAAGUAGGGGUGCUGCAGCACACCCUGAUAAAUAUAUGUAAAAUAUAUAUAUAUACUGUAUAUUAUCCUAAAUAUAUUCCUGUGGACAUGUGUACACACACACACAAACAUGUACAGUACAUAUACAGGCAAACACAAACACACUGUUGCAUUAAUCACCAACCGUUGCAUUUAUUUAUUAGGGCAAGGUGAAUCUAACGUAUUCUCUCUCUUCCAGGCAUGGAGCACAACUUCAACAAGAUUGCCACCCUGAACCAGGGAACGGCCUAUGACUACAACUCUGUCAUGCAGUACCACAGGUUAGUCAACAUCGUUUUACCACUUUCACAUCAGUAGAUGCUUAGUCAGUUGAGUAAUUGUCAAACCAGCCUCAUAAAAUUCUAAUUCUGUGCAGAGCCUGUGGUCUAGCAGUAAGACACCCGGCUUCAAGCCCAUAUCAUUUUUUGUUGAAUUGAACUUGAUGUUCAAUCCGAUUCCCUGAUCCACCCUUCCUACUGUCUCCACUUCAUCUACCUGAACCCCUCUACUUCUAAUCUGUCUAGAUAAGCAUAAAAACAUGACCAAAAAUAUGAUUACAUGGUAAGCCUACCCCCACUCAUCCCAAGUGUUCAUGAUGAUGAUGUGAUGUGAUUGUAGGUACGCCUUCUCCAAGAACAACCAGCCCACCAUGGUUCCCAUCCCCAACCAGAACGUGGAGAUCGGCAAUGCCUCCCAGAUGAGCCAGAGCGACAUCACCCGUCUCAACAGGCUGUACAACUGUUAAACAGACACCUUGUGUUUCUGUCCUCUCUCGUAAGGUAGUGUCGAUGAUUCAGUGUUGAUAUAAAAACACAGAAUAAAGUUGAAUAAACCUCCAUGUAAAAAUAUACUGCAUUUUUGUUUCAUUAUUUUAAAUGUCUUCAUAUAUUUUUUUACAGCGUGGAUAAAAGUCCUGGGUUGAAAUACUAUUUGAAAUCAUAUCAAAUAACCUAGUUUAGCUGGGCUUGAUUGAGAAUGCGUGGCGCAAUAGAACCAAUGAAAUACUCUCAAAACUGUAAACCCUGCCUACUGGGCACAAUUGGGAGGCUAGAGCAAACACUCAAAGCAUAUGAAACAUUUGAAAUAGUAUUUGAACCCAGGACUGGUAGAUACAGCUGUUUGCACCAAUCAAACUGUUGGACACCAGCCCUGCUCUAUCACUAGGCUACUAGUCCUAACUGCAGUCAGUCCCAAUGCUGACCACAAGGGGGCGACACAUUACUACAGAGCAUUGUCAGGAAAAGUCUACUCGCACAGGUGUCAAACUCAUUCCACUGAGGGCGGCGGAGUGUCUGCAGGUUUUCGCUCCUCCCUUGUACUUGAUUGAUGAAUUAAGGUCACAAAUUAGUAAGGAACUCCCCACACCUGGUUGUCUAGGGCUUAAUUGAAAGGAAAAAACUAAAACCUGCGUAAACUAGGUCCUCCAUGGAAUGAGUUUGACACCCCUGGUCUACUGUAAUUACAAACAAGAGUUUAAUGGCUGUCUGUAUUCUGGCUUGGAUCCCGACAGACAUUCUUCACAAAAACCAUUCUUCCAUUGUGUGACCCAAUCUACUUGAGAAACAGACACAGCCUAAUUCAAAAGGUUUGGUAUGAAAUGCUAAGUAGAGUCGAAGUUAAAUCUGAUCAGUAGCGGUGUGUGGGUAAAAUCACUGGAGAAGCCAAGUAUCUCCCCCAAAAUGCCAUAUUACAACAUAUGUGUUGUGAUAAUUGCAUUGUUUUCACUAUAACCUGUUAGUUCAUAUGCCUUGCGACUGUGAUAUAUAGGCCUAAAGGCCGAGACAAUAAGAAGACACAGUGGCAGAAUAAAUUCAACCACAUCUGUAUUUUAUCACAAAACCGGAUAGCAACCAUAUUGCAUGUACAGUAACAGACAGUUACAUGACCGACAGCAUGGUCAAGCAAGUCUCUGAUUGGGAGCCAUAUUUAAACUGUGUGGUUUCUCCUUGGUUUGUGGGUUUUUGUUCCAUGUUUCUGUCAGUGUUACAGAGGACUUCACUAUCGUCAUUUGUUGUUUCGUGGUUGCUUUAUUAAAUAAAAGUCAUCAUGUUCACUCAACGCGCUGCGUAUUGGUCCGCUUCUUCAGACGAUCGUGACAGAAAAACCCACCAUCAAAGGACCAAGCAGCGUGUCAAGCGGCAACAGGACCCAGCUCCAAAGGCUUCCUGGACAUGGGAGGAGAUUUUGGACGGAAAGGGGUCCUGGACUUGGGAGGAGAUCCUGGAUGGGAUGGAUCGCCGUCCAUGGAGCGAAACGGUGGAGAGGCGACGGCGAGAGGAGCAACGGCGUCAGCAGGGCCAUCAUCGUUGGAAGGACGAGAGGCAACCCCAAAAAGUUUUUUGGGGGGGGCACAUGGCUUGGACGACGGGGCUAACGGAGGCAGAGAAGGGGCGAAUUCAAGAGGCAACCAGGUUACGGGGGUCACUGGCCAAAGUAGGGAAAGGAGAUGUAGAGGCACGGCGUGAGAGACUGAGGUGUGUAUCCAGUCCGGUCCGGCCCGUUCCAGUUCCCGGGGUAGAGCCAGUGGUGUGUGCCUCCAGUACGGUCCGGCCUGUUACGACCCCUCGCACCAAGGAUACGGUGCGCUUUGCCAGCCCGGCCCGGCCUGUUCCGGCCACUCGCACCAGGGAUACGGUGCGCUUCGCCAGCCCCGCCCGGCCUGUUCCGGCCACUCGCACCAGGGAUACGGUGCGCUUCGCCAGCCCAGCCCGGCCUGUUCCGGCCACUCGCACCAGGGAUACGGUGCGCUUCGCCAGCCCAGCCCGGCCUGUUCCGGCCACUCGCACCAGGGAUACGGUGCGCUUCGCCAGCCCGGCCCGGCCUGUUCCGGCCACUCGCACCAGGGAUACGGUGCGCGUCGCCAGCCCUUUCCCACCAGUGCCUACACCACGCCCCAAGCCUCCUGUGUGUCUCCCGAGUCCUGUGCGUCCUGUUGCUGCUCUCCGCACUAGGCCUACGGUGCGUCCCCAGGGCCAAGCAUGCCCUGUUGCUGCUUCCCGCACUAGCCCUGAGAUGCGUGUCCUCAGCCCGGUACCUCCAGUUCCGGCACCACGCAUCAGGCCUACGGUGCGUCCCCAGGGUCCAGCAUGCCCUGUUGCUUCUCCCCGCACUAGCCCUGAGAUGCGUGUCCUCAGCCCGGUACCUCCUGUUCCGGCACCACGCACCAGGCCUACGAUGCGCCUCAGACGGCCAGAGUCUGCCGUCUGCCCAACGGGGCCUGAACUGUCCGUCUGCCCAACGCCGUCUGAACUGCCCGUCUGCCCAACGCCGUCUGAACUGUCCGUCUGCCAAGCGCCGCAGGAACUGCCCGUCUGUACUGAGCCUGCUAAGCCGCCCGUCUGCCAUGAGCCUUCAGAGCCGUCUGCCAGACCGGAGCCGCUAGAGCUCUCCGCCAGACAGGAGCAGCCAGAGCCUUCCGCCAGACAGGAUCAGCCAGAGCCUUCCGCCAGACAGGAUCAGCCAGAGCCUUCCGCCAGACAGGAUCAGCCAGAGCCUUCCGCCAGACAGGAUCAGCCAGAGCCUUCCGCCAGACAGGAUCAGCCAGAGCCGUCCAGCCAGGAUCCGCCAGAGCCGUCCAGCCAGGAUCCGCCAGAGCCAGCCAGCCAGGAUCCGCCAUUCAGUCCGGUGCUGCCCCUUAGUCAGGUACUGUCCCUUAGUCCGGUGCUGCCCCUUAGUCCGGUGCUGCCCCUUAGUCCGGUGCCGCCCCUUAAUCCAGUGGGGUUUAAUUGGGGGGUGGUCAGGUGGAGGGGGCUACGGAAGCGGAUAGUGACUAAGGUGGGGUGGGGACCACGACCUGGGCCAGAGCCGCCACCAUGGACAGACGCCCACCCAGACCCUCCCCUAGACUGUAUGCUGGUGCGCCCGGAGUGCGCACCUUUAGGGGGGGGUACUGUGAUACUCUGGCUAGUUAAUGUUUACGACAUUUUCGGACUACUAUACAACUAUUGAUUUCGAACCACAGAGAGUUACCACAAGUUGCAAAGAAAACAUGAGCUGCCUACACUAGUCCAGCACCAUUUCAACUUCAACAUCAUCAAAUCAACACUGCUUAGUCUAAUAGUGACAACUAAAAAUACCUCUGUGAUCCUCUGUAGCUCAGCUGGUAGAGCACGGCGCUUGUAACGCCAAGGUAGUGGGUUCGAGUCCCGGGACCACCCAUACACAAAAAAAAAAAUUUAUGCACGCAUGACUGUAAGUCGCUUUGGAUAAAAGCGUCUGCUAAAUGGCUUAUUAUUAUUAUAGUCCAAUCAACGUAAGCUAAAUAUGAUGUGGCUGUCCAUGGUUCUGAUUUCUGUGUGUGCGCGUUCGUGCAAGUAGAAAAACAUGUUGACUCACCCUACUCGUAGAGAAACACCAAUGCCAUCCUCCUCUCUUUCAUGUUGACAAAACGGUUAUAAAUCUGUCAUACAGUACACAUUUUUAUUUUUUGUUGUCCUAGGCUAUCUGGCUAAAAUGCUUGCUCGCUAGCCUAACUUCCAUUAAUGGGCAACGUUAGAUAGUUAACAUUAGCCUUUUACAUCUAGCUACAUAUUGAACUUCUAUCCUCUCAGGCCAGGGGCACAACAAUGUAUGAAUUAAUGGUUGGAUCAGAAUCGCCAUUAUAACCAUUGGCCAUUACGGAGAAUUAAGUAAAACCACAAGUCCAAAUCCCUAUCUCCAUCCAUGGCUAAUUUAGGAAAGGGCCAAUUUUAGCUAGCUAGCUUGCCACCGGAGGACAACACAACGGGAUGCAACAAUUAAAGUUUUCUGUCGAUGACGUAUGCUCUCAAUGGGAUUUAAUAGGAGUGACUCCUAAAUCCAAACUGGCUUCCCUUGACCCUUUAUUUUUGGUGCGUCAGGAUCAUUCACAGUUGAGCUGGCACAUUUUUUAAAACCUUUUUUAUCAAGGGAGGACAAAUGCUUGCUGGCUUCCCUUGACUUCAAUGCUACGGGAGGCAACAAUGUCAUACUCGUUUGGACCAGACAGCAUGAGAUAGAUGGCCUACAUGUAGUGAUACAGAGGAGUGCUGUUUAGCUGGCUCGGAUGCUUUCUUCUGUGAGAUACAUUCAGCCUCUUGCGAAUUGAAGGAAAUGUAUGAAACACAGAGAGAUAAAAGAUAAAAUAAUGUAUAUUUAUAAUCUGAUAAACUGGUGUAAAACCCCUUGCACUGCCACAGUUGGUGGAGAAUGUGGGCAUAGCGCCCCCUGUUGGUUGAGAGAGGCAUAGGUAUUUGACUCCGGGUAUAGCGACACUUGAAGUAGGGAGUGUCUGGUGUGGAAGCUGUGAGGAGGACAGGCAUGUGUGGAUCAAACGGGACCAAGAGGCUCACCUUACAUUGGGGAGCAUGUCAGUGGUAGAACUACAAGGACUGCGACCAGCCUGAAAAGCAAGGGAGGUGGUGCUGGGAGUUCACCUAGAGAGGGGUGAAGAAAGCUUUUGUUGGGGACAGCCCUACCUUCUUCCAGACCCACCUGCACUGCUACAGUCUCCACCCUCUGACGGCCAUGCUACACUAUAGCCGUCGGGCGUCCGGCAUGGCAUCAGCCCUCAGACGUUGAGGCUAAUCUGACAGUGCUGUGCUCGCGUUGCGUCACGUCCAAUGGCAGCGUCCAAGCUCAAGAAUUGCCUAUAAAUUCAAUUUUGGACGGCUGACGCACAUUCAUUCUAUCUUGUGAAUUGAAAUAAUGAAAAAUAAAGUUGAUUUUGGUUGCAUAUGGCCUCCACUAGACACCACUGGUUAUUUUACUAAGAUUUGGGAAGUUAAGAAGCUACUAGCUAGCUACAUGGACUAUGUUCACAAUGUAAACAAAAGCAACAUGUGUAAUUACAGGAUCAUUUAGUACAACCACUAGCAACAAUUUAAGAGUACUUGCGAAAAACUGGACCAAAGCUAUUGUACAUACGAAUAAUCGAUGAAUAUGGUACAGUAGGGAAAAACUGAAUAAAGAUGGUCUUCCCCUCUACUUCUCUACCUCUCAAAACAACGUGCUCUGUGUAGUAGGUAGAAUGUCACAUUGACGCGACACUGCUGGCAAAGCAAUGCGAAUAGCGGAGCUGAAGUGAGCGCAAACCAGAGAAAGAUUCACCACUGCUCCAGCCUCCACCCUCUGAGCCGAAGCCAGAGGUGGCUUUGCUGCUGCCUGAGCAGCUCCAAGAAGAGCUUCCACUUCCACCCUAGCCAGAGCAAUCACUGCACUACUGCCAGGAGUGGGAACCUGAGGGUGCCUGGCCACUGCCCCCAUUCAUGCCAGAGAAAGAACCCUUACCUACUCUGCUCCCGCAGGUUCUCGCCGUGCCACCAGGAGCACCGCCAACAGUGCAGUCCUUCGCCGUGCCACCAGGGGGACUGCCAACACUGCAGUCCAUUGCCAUGCCACCAGGGGGACUGCCAACACUGCAGUUUCUUGCCACACCACCAAGGGCACCACCAUUGCUGCUGAAAUCAACCACCAAUCAGGAAGUGCAGUUGACCUUUAAGCUUUAAGCUAGUCAUUUUUACAUUUACAUUUUUGGGGAGGGGCAUCCGUGGAAUGGCCAAUCUUCAAUUGGCCAAUGGCCUCCUUCAUGGGGGAAAGAAGUGUGGUGAAGCAGGGCCAAGCCUAGCCAGCAUGAGGACUGUUCCCUUAAAGAGGGUGUGGCAGCACUCUAAUUGACUUAAACGGUAGGUAGCAUAAACGCAACCACAUAUAACAGAUGGAUUUGCAUCAGUAUACGAAUCAAAAGUCCCAAUGCAAAGUUUCACCUCACAUUUAUAUUUUACGGAGUUUUUACAUAAAACCGAUCAGAAUUACGAAGAAUGCCAAAGUCAUGUCAGAAAAUGCUUUUCCAGAGUGUGAUGUAAUUUUAAGGACCCGGCAAGCCAGCUUAUUCCCUAUAAUUUAAAUUCCAAAAGAAUUAACUACAAAUGUAUAACUUCAAAUUAAAGCAAAUUGAUUGCAUGACCACUGGUUUCAAUUACAUUUUCAGCCAACUUACAAGUAAAUACAUUAUGAAUUUACUGUUACAAAUCAAAUUGCAAGGUUGCUAGCCAACUAGCCUUCUAAUGUUAGCCCUACUAGCCUGCUAACGUUAGCCCUACCAGCCUGCUAAUGUUACAUUAUCACUGAAUGAGUCCGCCAGUUGCUAUCAACACCUAGCUUACAGCUACAUCAAAGUAAACCAACGUUUUGGAAAUACAUAAUGCCAUCCAACCAAAUAUCAAAGAAUGUUAGCUAUAUGCAGUUAUCUUAGUCAGCAAGAUAGCCAGCCAGAUAUUUUGCCAACUAUCCUAAAUUGAUAUUAAUUUAAUUAAUUUCACAUAAAAUGAAUCGCAUGUUAUCGAGCACUACAGUAAAACUGUGGGCGGUACUGGCUCGGACAACGCUUACUUACUUAUAGUAAAACUGUGACUAACAUAAUAUUAUAAUAGAGUAGGCAUUUAAGGUGGUCUUAUGAAACAUUUGGACACAGGCACCUGUCUCCAUUUCACAGGCCUUGGGUAGUUGCAAAAGAUUAGGGAGCAUUUUCAAGGAAUAGAGAAGUUUGGAAAGGCUAUGCUUUUCCAACUUUCUCUGGUUGGUGUGAGAAUUAGCCAUAUGUCAUCGAGACAACAUACCUGCAUCUUAUCAGCGGAAAGGGGUGUUUUCAAAUGUCAUUACCAAACGGUCUAUGAAUGGAUAGUUUUCCGGUCAAUUGCAUUAUAUAAGGUGUAGUGUCUGGAUCAGUGAACCAACUUAACUUCAUUUUCCGAAAGGUAAGAGUGUUGUUCAUGUGCUUUGCCUACGCUAUGUCAUGCAUGUGUAGGAUUUCAAUUUGACCAGUUUCUCACAGCAGGAAAAUAACCCUGCAGCAACAGGAAAUGUGAAUGAUUGUGUGGAUUAUAAGUCAUGUAAUUGUUGAUACAUUUUUAGUUAGGGCAAAUCAAGUCUGAAAUGUUCAACAGAAAAGUAGAAAUUCCAAACUUUAGAAGCCUUUUAAAAACUUGAAUACACUACAAGUUUGCAUUUCUGGCAACAACAGGCUGAUCAAAUUAAGAUUCUACACCUGUACUACAGGAAAAUUACAGUCAGUAAAUUACUUUCUGUGGUGGUAUUCAGAGUUAUUGACAGUGUAUAACCCGGCAGGUUGUUGACAUGUCUGCAUUGAAGUACACUCUGGGCCUUCUGGCCGUGCUUGUAGUGGCCACCUGGGCCGAGGAGGUGAGUAAAACUCUACUAAACUUUCAACGUCAACGAAGCUGAGAGGAACGCUGACCCCUGCACGUCUCGCGGCUGCAUGUGGCCCAAGUCCAGCGACGGCAAGGUCUAUGUGCCCUAUGUCAUUGCCAACCAGUACUGUGAGUACCAUGUCAUGAUGAUACCUUGUUUUACAGAUGUAGGAUAUUAAUUUGAGCUAGUUUGCUACAGCAGGAAAAUAAUCCUGCAGCAACAGCAAAUGUGAAUUAUUAUGUGGAUUAUAAUUAAUGUCAGAAGCCCCUUUAAACAUCAAAUACACUACAAAUGAAGAUCCUACAUCUGUACAUGAGUCCCAAACUACUGUAUAAGGUUAUAUAAGUAGACCAUAUAAGUAACAUCUAAUCAUUACUGGCCAUUAACUGUAUUGUGUAGCAAGUUUCAUGAUACAGUAGUCGUUUUUUAACAGUAUUUUUCUUGUCCCAUCUGUGUGCUGCCAGCCACCAGGGAGCUGGAAGUCAUUCAGCGUGGUCUGCAGUCCUUCGCCGGCUUCUCCUGCAUCAACUUCGUCAAGCGCACCAAUCACAGAGACUACUUGCACAUCCAGUCCCAAAACGGGUACGUAUACUAUGGAAUUACAUAUAGAAUCGUAAGAGCUAUGAAUUAUAUGAGUAUCUUUAUGACGUACACAAACAGGCUGAGUUAGGACCAAUUAUUUAUAUAAACCCUGGAUUGCUGAUGCUAUAUAUUGGCCACUAAGAGGCUUUGAAGGCACCGGUCGGCCAUAUUGGCACUCCCCAGUUGGAGCAGUCCUCAAUAGGAAUGAUAGAAUUCUAAACUAUUUCAAUGAAAUAUUUCAAAGACAAAAUUACAUGUAUGCAUUAAGGCAUCUGUAAUAGAAUAAACGUGUCAAAGAAACAAAUGUAGAUAUUAAUAAAUGCAUUUCUAUAGCUUCCAAAAUCUUUUUUACAUUAGAGGAGGAGUACCAAGAUGGCUGCGCUGUGACUUCAAUACAGCACCUAGUGUCAGUUAUCCAGGGUAUAUAUACAUCAUUAGUUAGGAAAGUCCAGUGAGACAUGAAACCGCAUUAUAUGGCAUGACACAUUUAUGGUAACAAAUCAAAAUCAAAUCAAAUUUUAUUUGUCACAUACAAGCGAAAUGCUUGUGCUUCUAGCUCCGACAGUGCAGUAAUAUCUAGCAGUGUGUGUGUCUGUGUUUGUGCGUGUGUGGUUGAGUGCAUGUGUGUGUGUGUGUGUGUGUUUGUGCAGGUCUGACAGAGACAUUUAAAACAAAUUGCACUGUUAUAACUCUGUCCAACCCUCUCAUGGCAGGUGCUGGUCCUACGUUGGUCGUUCUGGCAACGCCCAGGUUGUGUCGCUGAGCCGUUCCGGCUGUGUGUACCACGGCACCACCCAGCACGAGCUUCUCCAUGCCCUGGGCUUCAACCACGAGCAGACCCGCAGCGACCGUGACAACCACAUCCGGGUUCUCCUCCAGAAUGUCCAGUCUGGUAGGAUCCCUUUCUCUUUCCCAUGUCCCCAUAUAACCAUGUAAAUACACAGACAUUCUAUUAUAUUCAAUGCUAUUAUAUUCUAUGCAUGUGUACACGCAUAGCCGCGGGAAGUAGGGGUGCUGCAGCACACCCUGAUAAAUAUAUGUAAAAUAUAUAUAUAUACUGUAUAUUAUCCUAAAUAUAUUCCUGUGGACAUGUGUACACACACACACAAACAUGUACAGUACAUAUACAGGCAAACACAAACACACUGUUGCAUUCAUCACCAACCGUUUCAUUUAUUUAUUAGGGCAAGGUGAAUCUAACGUAUUCUCUCUCUUCCAGGCAUGGAGCACAACUUCAACAAGAUUGCCACCCUGAACCAGGGAACGGCUUAUGACUACAACUCUGUCAUGCAGUACCACAGGUUAGUCAACAUCGUUUUACCACUUUCACAUCAGUAGAUGCUUAGUCAGUUGAGUAAUUGUCAAACCAGCCUCAUAAAAUUCUAAUUCUGUGCAGAGCCUGUGGUCUAGCAGUAAGACACCCGGCUUCAAGCCCAUAUCAUUUUUGUUGAAUUGAACUUGAUGUUCAAUCCGAUUCCCUGAUCCACCCUUCCUACUGUCUCCACUUCAUCUACCUGAACCCCUCUACUUCUAAUCUGUCUAGAUAAGCAUGAAAACAUGACCAAAAAUAUGAUUACAUGGUAAGCCUACCCCCACUCAUCCCAAGUGUUCAUGAUGAUGUGAUGUGAUUGUAGGUACGCCUUCUCCAAGAACAACCAGCCCACCAUGGUUCCCAUCCCCAACCAGAACGUGGAGAUCGGCAAUGCCUCCCAGAUGAGCCAGAGCGACAUCACCCGUCUCAACAGGCUGUACAACUGUUAAACAGACACCUUGUGUUUCUGUCCUCUCUCGUAAGGUAGUGUCGAUGAUUCAGUGUUGAUAUAAAAACACAGAAUAAAGUUUAAUAAACCGGCAUGUAAAAAUAUACUGCAUUUUUGUUUCAUUAUUUUAAAAGUCUUCAUAUAUUUUUUUACAGCGUGGAUAAAAGUCCUGGGUUGAAAUACUAUUUGAAAUCAUCUCAAAUAACCUAGUUUAGCUGGGCUUGAUUGAGCAUGCGUGGCGCAAUAGAACCAAUGAAAUAUUCUCAAAACUGUAAACCCUGCCUACUGGGCACAAUUGGGAGGCUAGAGCAAACACUCAAAGCAUAUGAAACAUUUGAAAUAGCAUUUGAACCCAGGACUGGUAGAUACAGCUGUUUGCACCAAUCAAACUGUUGGACACCAGCUCUGCUCUAUCACUAGGCUACUAGUCCUAACUGCAGUCAGUCCCAAUGCUGACCACAAGGGGGCGACACAUUACUACAGAGCAUUGACAGGAAAUGUACUGUAAUUACAAACAAGAGUUUAAUGGCUUUCUGCAUUCUGGCUUGGAUCCCGACAGAAAUUCUUCACAAAAACCAUUCUUCCACUGUGUGACCCGAUCUACUUGAGAAAGAGACACAGACUAAUUCAAAAAGGUUUGGUAUGAAAUGCUAAGUAGAGUCGAAGUUAAAUCUGAUCAGUAGCGGUGUGUGGGUAAAAUCACUGGAGAAGCCAAGUCCCCCCCCCCCCCCCCCCCCCCCCCCCCCCCCAAAAAUGCCAUAUUACAAUAUAUGUGUAAGGAUGUAGCUCAGUUGGUAGAGAAUGGCGUUCGCAACGCCAGGGUUGUGGUUUCGAUUCCCACGGGGGGCCAGUAUGAAUUUUUUUAAAUAAUAAUAAUAAUGUAUGCACUCACUAACUGUAAUAGCGUCUGCUAAAUGACUAAAAUGAGAUAAUUGCAUUGUUUGCUCUAUAACCUGUUAAUUCAUAUGCCUUGCGACCGUGAUAUAUAGGCCUAAAGGCCGAGACAAUAAGAAGGCACAGUGGCAGAAUAAAUUCAACCACACCUUUGUUUUAUCACAAAACCAGAUAGCAACCUCUGUCCAGUGAUGUCCACAAAGCAUAUUGUAUGUACAGUAACAGACAGUUACAUGACCUACAGCAUGGUCAAGCAAGUUAAUGUUUCCGACAUUUUCGGCCACCACUAUUCCAGCAUCAAUAAAUAAAAAAAUAAAAUAAAUAAAAUCAUUUCAACUUCAACAUCAAAUCACCUCUGCUUAGUCUAAUACAGUGACAACUAAAAUAUAUAAAAAACAAUUUAAUCCAAUCAACGUCAGCUAACUAUGAUGUGGCUGUCCAUGGUUCUGAUUUCUGUGUGUGCGCGUUCGUGCAUCUUUAUUUUAUCACAAAACCGGAUAGCAACCAUAUUGCAUGUACAGUAACAGACAGUUACAUGACCGACAGCAUGGUCAAGCAAGUUAAUGUUUACGACAUUUUCGGACUACUAUACAACUAUUGAUUUCGAACCACAGAGAGUUACCACAAGUUGCAAAGAAAACAUGAGCUGCCUACACUAGUCCAGCACCAUUUCAACUUCAACAUUUCAACAUCAUCAAAUCAACACUGCUUAGUCUAAUAGUGACAACUAAAGAUACCAAAAACAAUUUAGUCCAAUCAACGUAAGCUAAAUAUGAUGUGGCUGUCCAUGGUUCUGAUUUCUGUGUGUGCGCGUUCGUGCAAGUAGAAAAACAUGUUGACUCACCCUACUUGUACAGAAACACCAAUGCCAUCCUCCUCUCUUUCAUGUUGACAAAAUGGUUAUAAAUCUGUCAUACAGUACACAUUUUUAUUUUUUGUUCUGGCUAAAAUGCUUGCUUGCUAGCCUAACUUCCAUUCAUGGGCAACGUUAGCUAGUUAACAUUAGCCUUUUACAUCUAGCCACAUAUUGAUCUUCCAUCCUCUCAGUCCAGGGGCACAACAAUGAAUGAAUUAAUGGUUGGAUCAGAAUCGCCAUUAUAACCAUUGGCCAUUACGGAGAAUUAAGUAAAACCACAAGUGUUUCCCGGUCAGGAUAUUAUCCAAUGUGCCUUUAGUCAAUUUACUUGUCAGGGACCAGUUUACAACUAAAACAUUUAUUUCAGAGGCUGAAUAUGAUGCACUCAACCAGAUACUGUAAAGCAAAAAGACACACCCACAUCAAACCACACCCCCAAGACAACUCUUGUUAGACCUCUGUCAUGGCCGCUAGCAUUUCUUAAUGAGCGUUGAUGAAAAAGAGGACAAAUCAGGAAGUGCAGUUUACCUUUAAGCUUUAAGCUAGUCCUGCUUGACUUCAUGCUUUUGUUUUCGGAGUUUGUGCUUAAUGUUGUAGAGCUCUGGAAGUGCCAGGAUUUCAUUUGACUUUUGUAAAUAAAAGCCUCUUUGUUUGCUCCAGUCUCCUGUGCCUUUACCUAUGAGUCAUUGCCUAUGCCCAACCCCCUAGAUGUGUAAAACCCCUUGCACUGCCACAGUUUUUUAUUUUUUAUUUUUUUAUUUCACCUUUAUUUAACCAGGUAAGCCAGUUGAGAACAAGUUCUCAUUUACAACUGCGACCUGGCCAAGAUAAAGCAAAGCAGUGCGAUAAAAACAACAACACAGAGUUACAUAUGGGGUAAAACAAACAUAAAGUCAAAAAAUACAACAGAAAAUAUAUAUACAGUGUGUGCAAAUGUAGCAAGUUAUGGAGGUAAGGCAAUAAAUAGGCUAUAGUGCAAAAUAAUUACAAUUAGUAUUAACACUGGAAUGAUAGAUGUGCAAGAGAUUAUGUGCAAAUAGAGAUACUGGGGUGCAAAUGAGCAAAAUAAAUAACAAUAUAAUAAUAGGGAUGAGCUAAUUUCAGAUGGGCUGUGUACAGGUGCAGUGAUCGGUAAGGUGCUCUGACAACUGAUGCUUAGUUAGUGAGGGAGAUAAGAGUCUCCAGCUUCAGAGAUUUUUGCAAUUCGUUCCAGUCAUUGGCAGCAGAGAACUGGAAGGAAUGGCGGCCAAAGGAGGUGUUGGCUUUGGGGAUGACCAGUGAGAUAUACCUGCUGGAGCGCAUACUACGGGUGGGUGUAGUGGAACAGGUUGAGUGGAACAGGUUGAGAGCUUCAAGUUCCUUGGUGUCCACAUCACCAACAAACUAUCAUGGUCCAAACACACCAAGACAGUCGUGAAGAGGGCACGACAAAGCCUAUUCCCCCUCAGGAGACUAAAAAGAUUUGGCAUGGGUCCUCAGAUCCUCAAAGAAUUCUACAGCUGCACCAUCGAGAGCAUCCUGACUGGUUGCAUCACCGCCUGGUAUGGCAACUGCUUGGCCUCCGACCGCAAGGCACUACAGAGGGUAGUGCGUACGGCCCAGUACAUCACUGGGGCAAAGCUUCCUGCCAUCCAGGACCUCUAUACCAGGCGGUGUCAGAGGAAGGCCCUCAAAAUUGUCAAAGACUCCAGCCACCCUAGUCAUAGACUGUUCUCUCUGCUACCGCACGGCAAGCGGUACCGGAGUGCCAAGUCUAGGUCCAAAAGACUUCUCAACAGCUUCUACCCCCAAGCCAUAAGACUUCUGAACAGCUAAUCAUGGCUACCCGGACUAUUUGCACUGCCCCCCCACCCCAUCCUUUUUACGCUGCUGCUACUCUGUUAAGUAUUUAUGCAUAGUCACUUUAACUCUACCCACAUGUACAUAUUACCUCAACUACCUCAACUAGCCGGUGCCCCCGCACAUUGACUCUGCAACGGUACCCCCCUGUAUAUAUAGCCUCCCUACUGUCACUUUAUUUUACUUCUGCUCUUUUUUUUCUCAACACUUUUUUUGUUGUUGUUGUUUUAUUUUUACUUUUUUGUUUAAAAUAUAUGCACUGUUGAUUAAGGGCUGUAAGUAAGCAUUUCACUGUAAUGUCUGCACCUGUUGUAUUCGGCGCAUGUGACCAAUAAAAUUUGAUUUGAUUUGAUUUGAUUUGAUUUGUUGCUAUAGUGACCAAUGAGCUAAGAUAAGGCGGGGAUUUGCCUAGCAGUGAUUUAUAGAUGGCCUGGAGCCAGUGGGUUUGACGACGAACAUGUAAUGAGGACCAUCCAACAAGAGCGUACAGGUCACAGUGGUGGGUAGUGUAUGGGGCUUUGGAGACAAAACGGAGGCACUGUGAUAGACUACAUCCAAUUUGCUGAGUAGAGUGUUGGAGGCUAUUUUGUAAAUGACAUCGCCGAAGUCAAGGAUCGGUAGGAUAGUCAGUUUUACGAGGGCAUGUUUGGCAGCAUGAGUGAAGGAGGCUUUGUUGCGAAAUAGGAAGCCGAUUCUGGAUUUAACUUUGGAUUGGAGAUGCUUAAUGUGAGUCUGGAAGGAGAGUUUACAGUCUAACCAGACACCUAGGUAUUUGUAGUUGUCCACAUACUCUAGGUCAGACCCGUCGAGAGUAGUGAUUCUAGUCGGGUGGGCGGGUGCCAGCAGCGUUCGAUUGAAGAGCAUGCAUUUAGUUUUACUAGUGUUUAAGAGCAGUUGGAGGCUACUGAAGGAGUGUUGUAUGGCAUUGAAGCUCGUUUGGAGGUUUGUUAACACAGUGUCCAAUGAAGGGCCAGAUGUAUACAAAAUGGUGUCGUCUGCGUAGAGGUGGAUCUGAGAGUCACCAGCAGCAAGAGCGACAUCAUUGAUAUACACAGAGAAAAGAGUCGGCCCAAGAAUUGAACCCUGUGGCACCCCCAUAGAGACUGCCAUAGGUCCAGACAACAGGCCCUCCGAUUUGACACAUUGAACUCUAUCUGAGAAGUAGUUGGUGAACCAGGCGAGGCAGUCAUUUGAGAAACCAAGGCUAUUUAGUCUGCCAAUAAGAAUGCGGUGGUUGACAGAGUCGAAAGCCUUGGCCAGGUCGAUGAAGACGGCUGCACAGUACUGUCUAUUAUCGAUCGCAGAUAUAAUAUCGCUUAGGACCUUGAGCGUGGCUGAAGUGCACCCAUGACCAGCUCGGAAACCGGAUUGCAUAGCGGAGAAGGUAAGGUGGGGGACCAAUGCAAAGUUUCACCUCACUUUUAUAUUUUACGGAGUAUUUACAUAAAAACGAUCAGAAUUACAAAGAAUGCAAAAGUCAUGUCAGAAAAUGCUUUUCCAGGGUGUGAUGUAAUUUUAAGGACCCGACAAGCCAGCCUAUUCCCUAUAAUGUAAACUCCAACAGAAUUAAAAAAGGUAUGCACUCACUAACUGUAAGUCGCUCUGGAUAAGAGCGUCUGCUAAAUGACUAAAAUGUAAAUGUAAAUGUAAUUAACUAUAAAUGUAUAACUUCAAAUUAAACCAAAUUGUUUGCAUGACCACUGGUUUCAAUUACAUUUUCAGCCAACUUACAAGUAAAUAUAUUAUGAAUUUACUGUUACAAAUCAAAUUGCAAGGUUGCUAGCCAACUAGCCUUCUAAUGUUAGCCCUACUAGCCUGCUAACGUUAGCCCUACCAGCCUGCUAAUGUUAAUUAAUUUCACAUAUCAAUCGUAUGUUAUUGAGCAGUACAGCAAAACUGUUGGUGGUUCUGGCUCGGACAAGGCUUACUUUAAUGCUUACUUAUAGUAAAACUGUGACUAACAUAAUGUUAUAAUAGAGUAGUCAUUUAAGGUGGUCUUAUGAAACAUUUGGACACAGGCACCUGUCUCCAUUUCACAGGCCUUGGGUAGUUGCAAAAGAUUAGGGAGCAUUUUCAAGGAAUAGAGAAGUUUGGAAAGGCUACGCUUUUCCAACUUUCUCUGGUUGGUGUGAGAAUUAGCCAUAUGUCAUUGAGACAACAUACCUGCAUCUUAUCAGCAGAAAGGGGUGUUUUCAAAUGUUAUUACCAAACGGUCCAUGAAUGGAUAGUUUUCCGGUCAAUUGCAUUAUAUAAGGUGCAGUGUCUGGAUCAGUGAACCAACUUCACUUCAUUUCCCGAAAGGUAAGAGUGUUGUUCAUGUGCUUUGCCUACGCUAUGUCAUGCAUGUGUAGGAUUUCAAUUUGACCAGUUUCUCACUGCAGGAAAAUAACCCUGCAGCAACAGGAAAUGUGAAUUAUUGUGUGGAUUAUAAUUCAUGUAAUUGUUUGUAGGGGUUAAUACAUUUUUAGUUAGGGCAAAUCAAGUCUGAAAUGUUCAACAGAAAAGUGGAAAUUCCAAACUUUAGAAGCCUUUUUAAAACUUGAAUAUACUACAAAUUUGCGUUUCUGGCAACAACAGGCUAAUCAAAUUAAGAUUCUACACCUGUACUACAGGAAAAUUACAGUCAGUAAAUUACUUUCUGUGGUGGUAUUCAGAGUUAUUGACAGUGUAUAACCCGGCAGGUUGUUGACAUGUCUGCAUUGAAGUACACUCUGGGCCUUCUGGCCGUGCUUGUAGUGGCCACCUGGGCCGAGGAGGUGAGUAAAACUCUACUAAACUUUCCACGGUGUGUUUUGUGUCUGCAUUCAUGUGUUCAUGUGUGUGUUCAUCCAUUUAUGUGUGGACAUGUGCAUGCAUAUUUUGUGAAACAACCUAACUAUUCAUUAUAAGGUGUUUGCUGAUUUGUCAAUGUCAUUAUUUCUCUCUCUGUCUUUGCUGCCAUAGGAGCUCUCUGUCUCUGAGCUGCUGGAGAAGGCCAACAGGAAUGUUGGUAAGACAGUUUUUAAAUUGUGAUAUACAAUACCCGCCAAACACUUUCAGAUAACAUUAUGAGUGAUAUGAAAUAUUAAAUAAAGAUGUAUUAGAAAAGAAAGUUCCAUGAUCGCAUUGCUUUUUAGUCCAGUACUAGGCUUAAUCAGUAUCCGGGAAACUGAUCCAAAGAGUCACACUUUGACAUCCUGUCCUGUCCCCAUCCCUCCAGUGCAUACCCGCAACGAGCCCUUGAUUGUUGAUGACAUCGCCUACGUCAACGAAGCUGAGAGGAACGCUGACCCCUGCACGUCUCGCGGCUGCAUGUGGCCCAAGUCCAGCGACGGCAAGGUCUAUGUGCCCUAUGUCAUUGCCAACCAGUACUGUGAGUACCAUGUCAUGAUGAUACCUUAUUUUACAGAUGUAGGAUAUUAAUUUGAGCUAGUUUUUGUUACAGCAAAUAAUCCUACAGCAACAGCAAAUGUACAUUAUUAUAUGGAUUAUAAUUAAUGACAUUUUUUUGUAGGGGAUCAUAUAUUUUUCGUUAGGGCAAAUCAAGUCUGACAUUUUAAAGUGUAAAUUAGAAACGUCAGAAGCCCUUUUAAACAUCAAAUACACUACAAAUGAAGAUCCUACAUCUGUACAUGAGUCCCAAACUACUGUAUAAGGUUAUAUAAGUAGACCAUAUAAGUAACAUCUAAUCAUUACUGGCCAUUAACUGUAUUGUGUAGCAAGUUUCAUGAUACAGUAGUCGUUUUUUAACAGUAUUUUUCUUGUCCCAUCUGUGUGCUGCCAGCCACCAGGGAGCUGGAAGUCAUUGAGCGUGGUCUGCAGUCCUUCGCCGGCUUCUCCUGCAUCAACUUCGUCAAGCGCACCAACCACAGAGACUACUUGCACAUCCAGUCCCAAAACGGGUACGUAUACUAUGGAAUUACAUAAAGAAUCGUAAGAGCUAUGAAUUAUAUGAGGCUCUUUAUGACGUACACAAACAGGCUGAGUUGGGACCAAUUAUUUAUAUAAACCCUGGAUUGCUGAUGCUAUAUAUUGGCCACUAAGAGGCUUUGAAGGCACCGGUCGGCCAUAUUGGCACUCCCCAGUUGGAGCAGUCCUCAAUAGGAAUGAUAGAAUUCUAAACUAUUUCAAUGAAAUAUUUCAAAGACAAAAUUACAUGUAUGCAUUAAGGCAUCUGUAAUAGAAUAAACGUGUCAAAGAAACAAAUGUAGAUAUUAAUAAAUGCAUUUCUAUAGCUUCCAAAAUCUUUUUUACAUUAGAGGAGGAGUACCAAGAUGGCUGCGCGGUGACUUCAAUACAGCACCUAGUGUCAGUUAUCCAGGGUUUAUAUACAUCAUUAGUUAGGAAAGUCCAGUGAGACAUGAAACCGCAUUAUAUGGCAUGACACAUUUAUGGUAACAAAUCAAAAUCAAAUCACAUUUUAUUUGUCACAUACAAGCGAAAUGCUUGUGCUUCUAGCUCCGACAGUGCAGUAAUAUCUAACAGUGUGUGUGUCUGUGUUUGUGCGUGUGUGUGUGUGUUUGUGCAGGUCUGACAGAGACAUUUAAAACAAAUUGCACUGUUAUAACUCUGUCCAACCCUCUCAUGGCAGGUGCUGGUCCUACGUUGGUCGUUCUGGCAACGCCCAGGUUGUGUCGCUGAGCCGUUCCGGCUGUGUGUACCACGGCACCACCCAGCACGAGCUCCUCCAUGCCCUGGGCUUCAACCACGAGCAGACCCGCAGCGACCGUGACAACCACAUCCGGGUUCUCCUCCAGAACGUCCAGUCUGGUAGGAUCCCUUCCUCUUUCCCAUGUCCCCAUAUAACCAUGUACAUACACAGACAUUCUAUUAUAUUCAAUGCUAUUAUAUUCUAUGCAUGUGUACACGCAUAGCCGCGGGAAGUAGGGGUGCUGCAGCACACCCUGAUAAAUAUAUGUAAAACAAAAAUAUACAGUACCAGUCAGAAGUUUGGACACACCUACUCAUUCCAGGGUUUUUCUUUAUUUUGACUAUUUUCUACAUUGUAGAAUAAUAGUGAAGACAUCAAAACUAUGAAAUAACACAUAUGGAAUCAGGUAGUAACCAAAAAAGUGUUAAACAAAUCAAAAUAUAUUUUAUAUUUGAGAUUCUUCAAAUAGCCACCCUUUGCCUUGAUGACAUCUUUGCACACUCUUGGCAUUUUCUCAACCAGCUUCACCUGGAAAGCUUUUCCAACAGUUCCCACAUAUGCUGAGCACUUGUUGGCUGCUUUUCCUUCACUCUGCGGUCCGACUCAUCCCAAAUCAUCUCAAAUGGGUUGAGGCCGGGGGAUUGUGGAGGCCAGGUCAUUUGAUGCAGCACUCCAUCACUCUCCUUCUUGGUAAAAUAGCCUGUGUCUGUUACUUGAUCUCAGUGAAGUAUUUAUUCAGGCUGCAAUUUCUUAGGCUGGUAACUCUAAUGAACUUAUCCUCUGCAGCAGAGGUAACUCUGGGUCUUCCAGUCCUGUGGCGGACCUCAUGAGAGCUAGUUUAAUCAUAGCGCUUGAUGGUUUUUGCGACUGCACUUGAAGAAACUUUCAAAGUUCUUGACAUUUUCUGUAUUGACUGACCUUUCAUGUCUUAAAGUAAUGAUGGAAUAUUGUUUCUCUUUGCUUAUUUGAGCUGUUCUUGCCAUAAUAUGGACUUGGUCUUUUACCAAAUAGGGCAUUCUUCUAUAUACCCCUCCUACCUUGUCACAACACAACUGAUUAGCUCAAACACAUUAAGAAGGAAAUAAAUUUCACAAAUUAACUUUUAACAAGGCACACCUGUUAAUUGAAAUGCAUUCCAGGUGACUACCUCAUGAAGCUGGUUGAGAGAAUCCCAAGAGUGUGCAAAGCUGUAAUCAAGGCAAAGUGUGGCUAUUUGAAGAAUCUCAAAUAUAAAAUAUAUUUUGAUUUGUUUAACACUUUUUUGGUUACUACCUGAUUCCAUAUGUGUUAUUUCAUAGUUUUGAUGUCUUCACUAUUAUUCCACAAUGUAAAAAAUAGUAAAAAUAAAGAAAAGGAGUAGGUGUGUCCAAACUUUUGACUGGUACUGUAUAUAUUACCCAAAACAUCUUCCCGUGGACAUGUGUACACGCACACACAAACAUGUACAGUACAUAUACAGGCAAACACAAACACACUGUUGCAUUCAUCACCAACCGUUGCAUUUAUUUAUUAGGGCAAGGUGAAUCUAACGUAUUCUCUCUCUUCCAGGAAUGGAGCACAACUUCAACAAGAUUGCCACCCUGAACCAGGGAACGGCCUAUGACUACAACUCUGUCAUGCAGUACCACAGGUUAGUCAACAUCGUUUUACCACUUUCACAUCAGUAGAUGCUUAGUCAGUUGAGUAAUUGUCAAACCAGCUUCAUAAAAUUAUAAUUCUGUGCAGAGCCUGUGGUCUAGCAGUAAGACACCCGGCUUCAAGCCCAUAUCAUUUUUGUUGAAUUGAACUUGAUGUUCAAUCCGAUUCCCUGAUCCACCCUUCCUACUGUCUCCACUUCAUCUACCUGAACCCCUCUACUUCUAAUCUGUCUAGAUAAGCAUGAAAACAUGACCAAAAAUAUGAUUACAUGGUAAGCCUACCCCCACUCAUCCCAAGUGUUCAUGAUGAUGUGAUGUGAUUGUAGGUACGCCUUCUCCAAGAACAACCAGCCCACCAUGGUUCCCAUCCCCAACCAGAACGUGGAGAUCGGCAAUGCCUCCCAGAUGAGCCAGAGCGACAUCACCCGUCUCAACAGGCUGUACAACUGUUAAACAGACACCUUGUGUUUCUGUCGUCUCUCGUAAGGUAGUGUCGAUGAUUCAGUGUUGAUAUAAACACAGAAUAAAGUUCAAUAAACCGCCAUGUAAAAACAUA
Molecule: messenger RNA, 23451 nt
Organism: Coregonus sp. 'balchen'
Lineage: Eukaryota; Metazoa; Chordata; Actinopteri; Salmoniformes; Salmonidae
Source: the annotation of a GenBank genome assembly